AUGGCGCCUGGAUCCGUCUCCUCCACGCUCCUGCAAAGCGCCAGUCUUCUGGGGUCUCUCCUCGCCGUCUGCGUCGCUCACGAAGUCAAUAUCCUCGACUCAAAGAGCGCACUGGGGGAGCCUGGCUGGAUUGCCUCACCACCUGAAGGGUGGGAAGAAAUAAGCGGGUACGAUGAGUUCCACACGCCCAUUCAGAUGUACCAAGUCUGCCACGUGAUGAAGCCCAACCAGAACAACUGGCUGCGGACUAACUGGAUGAUGCGCGGCGGUGCCCAGCGCGUCUUCCUCGAGCUCAAGUUCACGCUGCGCGACUGCAACAGCAUCCCGGGCAUCUCGGGCACGUGCAAGGAGACCUUCAACGUCUACUACCACGAGUCGGACAGCGAGCGCGUGUCCGGCAUCCACGAGAGCCAGUACGUGAAGGUGGACACCAUCGUGGCCGACGAGACCUUCACCGAGAUCGAUCUGGUCGGCCGCAUCAUGAAGCUGAACACGGAGGUGCGUGACGUGGGCCCCCUCACCAAGAAGGGCUUCCACCUGGCCUUCCAGGAUGUGGGUGCAUGCAUCGCGCUCGUGUCCGUGCGCGUGUACUACAAGCGCUGCCCACGCACCGUGCGCGGCCUGGCCGUCUUCCCCGACACGGUGACGGGCGCCGAAUCUUCCUCGCAUGUCGAGGUGCGCGGGGCAUGCGUCGAGAACUCGGUCGAGGAGGAGGCGCCGCGCAUGUUCUGCAGCGCCGAUGGCAAGUGGCUCAUGCCCGUCGGGAGGUGCGUCUGCGGCCCCGGCUACGAGCAGGCGGUGGAUGGGUGCCAAGGUGUUUUGUGCAGCAGGAAUCUUCACGACGAGUUCGCAAAUAAGUCGGCCGCUCUCGUCUGGCACAGCCACCAAGGGAGGAGGAAGUGGAGGAAGCACCCCAAGUUGGGGUUGCUGCUCCGACAAGCCAACAGCUGCUACCCAAAGUUCAUUUAUUAGGUAGAGCCCUGUGAGCCAUUCGGCUCUUGAAUCGGGUGCAACCGCAACAAACAAAAAACUAAAACAUGAACAAAAAACAUCUUAAAGCAGUGGUUCUUAACCUUUUUGGAGGUACCGAACCCCACCAGUUUCAUAUGCGCAUUCACUGAACCCUUCUUAAUUGGAAAAAAUAACCUCCGCCGAACCCCUGAGACUGACUCACCGAACCUCUGAGGUUCGAUCGAACCCAGGUUAAGAACCAAUGCUUUAAAUCGAAAUAAAAAUUUCAUCUCGACGUUAAGUCCUGUUAUUUGGUUGCUUCUUUUAAUAACGCGUGGGAUGGACCGGGUGUCGCCGUGCUGAGAACAGUGCGCGAUGAAACCGACCACCUGAGUUUGAUUCUCCGUCACAGUGUACACACACACACAGUGUGUACACACACAGUGUCUACAGUCUACACACACACAGUGUGUGUACACACACAGUCUACACACACACAGUGUACACACACACAGUGUACUUACACACACAGUGUGUACACACACAGUGUACACACAGUCUACACACACACAGUGUACACACACAGUGUGUACACACACACAGUGUACACACAGUGUCUACAAACAGUCUACACACACACAGUGUGUACACACACAGUGUUUUGUCGGGGACACAAAGGCGGCCGGGCGUGCCUCGUUCCUAUGGCGGGGCUAGUUGUGGUGCUCACUUUACGACGGCCGGUGGUGUUGAUGAUGGUGAUGACGAUGUGAGUUGAGUCGUCCCCCAACCAGGGAUUGAACUGGCACCCUUCUUCGUUCGAUGGUUAUUAUUUGUUGACGGUAAUUAUUUUGAUGUUGGGUUUAAAGUUACCUUUGCUGAAUGCGCCUAUUGACACUGGGCGUGUGUUGAU
Lethenteron reissneri (Far Eastern brook lamprey) is the source of this 1861-nucleotide messenger RNA. RefSeq names its product ephrin type-A receptor 4-like. NCBI's taxonomy places the organism in Eukaryota, Metazoa, Chordata, Hyperoartia, Petromyzontiformes, Petromyzontidae. Gene Ontology annotation, biological process: protein phosphorylation; axon guidance; ephrin receptor signaling pathway. The record is from RefSeq and is a predicted model, not a curated record. Gene Ontology annotation, molecular function: protein binding; transmembrane-ephrin receptor activity; ATP binding. Gene Ontology annotation, cellular component: plasma membrane; dendrite.